GGCUAUUUUUACGCGCGGACACCGGACACCGGGCUGGGUCGGCGGCGGCGGCGGCGGCGGCGGCCGAGGCGGGGCCGCACCGGGCCAGGCGUCGGGGCCACACGUCCGUUCGCGGGUCGCCGGGGCUGCGCGCGCCAUGGAGCCGCGGUGCCCGCCGCCGUGCGGCUGCUGCGAGCGGGUGGUGCUCAACGUGGCCGGUCUGCGCUUCGAGACGCGGGCGCGCACGCUCGGCCGCUUCCCGGACACGCUGCUCGGGGACCCAGCGCGCCGCAGCCGCUUCUACGACGACGUGCGCCGCGAAUACUUCUUCGACCGGCACCGGCCCAGCUUCGACGCGGUGCUAUACUACUACCAGUCGGGCGGGCGGCUGCGGCGGCCGGCGCACGUGCCGCUCGACGUCUUCCUGGAGGAGGUAGCUUUCUACGGGCUGGGCGCGGCGGCCCUGGCGCGCCUGCGCGAGGACGAAGGCUGCCCGGUGCCGCCCGAGCGCCCCCUGCCCCGCCGCGCCUUCGCGCGCCAGCUCUGGCUGCUCUUCGAGUUCCCCGAGAGCUCACAGGCCGCGCGCGUGCUCGCCGUCGUCUCCGUGCUCGUCAUCCUGGUCUCCAUCGUGGUCUUCUGCCUAGAGACGCUGCCUGACUUCCGCGACGACCGCUACGACCCAGGGCUCGCAGCAGUGGCUGCAGCUGGCCCGUUCCCUGCUCGACUCAAUGGCUCCGGCCCUGUGCCUGGAAACCCACCCCGCUUGCCCUUCAACGACCCGUUCUUUAUGGUGGAGACGCUGUGCAUCUGUUGGUUCUCCUUUGAGCUGCUAGUGCGCCUGAUGGCAUGCCCGAGCAAGGCGAUCUUCUUCAAGAACGUGAUGAACCUCAUCGAUUUUGUGGCCAUCCUUCCCUACUUUGUGGCGCUGGGCACUGAGCUGGCCCGGCAGCGAGGGGUGGCCCAGCCGGCCAUGUCACUGGCCAUCCUGCGGGUCAUCCGAUUGGUGCGUGUCUUUCGCAUCUUCAAGCUGUCCCGGCACUCAAAGGGCCUACAGAUCUUGGGCCAGACAUUUCGGGCCUCCAUGCGAGAGCUGGGCCUCCUCAUCUUCUUCCUCUUCAUCGGUGUGGUCCUCUUUUCCAGCGCGGUCUACUUUGCGGAAGUUGACCGGGUGGACUCCCAUUUCACCAGCAUCCCAGAGUCCUUCUGGUGGGCAGUGGUCACCAUGACCACAGUUGGCUAUGGAGACAUGGCACCCGUCACUGUGGGUGGCAAGAUAGUUGGCUCUCUGUGCGCCAUCGCCGGUGUACUGACCAUUUCCCUGCCCGUGCCUGUCAUUGUCUCCAACUUCAGCUACUUUUACCACCGGGAGACAGAGGGCGAAGAGGCCGGGAUGUACAGCCAUGUGGACACACAGCCCUGUGGCACACUGGAGGGCAAGGCCAAUGGUGGGUUGGUGGAUGGAGAAGUGCCUGACUUACCACCUCCACUCUGGGCACCCCCUGCGAAACACCUGGUCACCGAAGUGUGAGGGACAGUUGAGGUCUGCAGGACCUCAUACCUCCUUGGAGGGGAGGGAGGGGAGCAGGGUGGAGGGAAAGGCUGGGAGGAGGGGAUUGGGUUUACGAAGAACUAGGUUAAGUGGUAAUGAACGGGGGAACACUGAGUCUUGUUGGGUCUUGAGUUGUGUGGUUUGGUAGCUCUUGUGGGUACCUCCUUAAGUAUCAGCG
This is a messenger RNA of Propithecus coquereli (Coquerel's sifaka), 1706 nucleotides long. RefSeq names its product potassium channel, voltage gated shaker related subfamily A, member 7 (gene KCNA7). The record is from RefSeq and is a predicted model, not a curated record. The transcript is spliced from 2 exons. Gene Ontology annotation, cellular component: membrane; voltage-gated potassium channel complex. Bases 137 to 1507 code for a protein of 456 amino acids. Gene Ontology annotation, biological process: protein homooligomerization; potassium ion transmembrane transport. Lineage: Eukaryota; Metazoa; Chordata; Mammalia; Primates; Indriidae. Gene Ontology annotation, molecular function: delayed rectifier potassium channel activity; protein binding.